AUGAUGGAAAAUACGCGAUCAAUAUUUGAUUUGCCCGUUGAGGAUAUAAUGGUGACGCACAUUGCUAAAUAUUUGACAAUUGAGGAUCUCCUGAAUUUGCGAAAAAGCUCCCCGGAAGUUGUUUACAUGGCAGAGAGAAUGAUCAGCGGGCUGUGGAGUAUCCGGAUCGAUAUUCCCCUUAUGCUGCACUUGGAGAAUGAUGAUUUGGAAUUCAUCAUGGAGACCUGCAGGCAACUACGGCAUGUUGAGAUCUCUACUCCACUCCAAGUACAGGAGCAGAUGACAGAUGAUUCCGUGAGUGAGUUCUUGGGCAGGAAUCGCUAUCUCAGGAAAAUCCACAUUAAUGGUCGCGAAAAGCUCACGUGCAGAGCUUUUAAGCCACUAACAGACACCUGUAGGGAUGUUGUGGAGCUUUGCAUUCCCUCGGUGAGGAUUUCCGGAGAUUUCCUCGAAGCACUGUGGAAAGUUAAUCAGAAACUAACCAAGGUGUGGUUCACAGAUCCCGCUAUGGAUCAAUAUCCAAAGAAUCGGGAAUUCUUCAUGAAGCAACCACAUUUGGUGGAGAUCAAUUUGUGCUUUACGGAAUCUUUCGGGAUGAGAGCUGUUUCCCCGCCAGUGUUCAUUGAUCCCUCCCAAGGAGCUCAAUAUCAGAGGAUGGUAAAGAUUGCCUACACCAUGGUUGCAAUCACAAAUCAUUGUCCUCAACUUCAGUACUUGAACGUCACGGGAUUCUUCACAAAUGACGACGAUGUGAUGUACAUGGCAGAUCAUUGUCCAAAGUUGAAAGAACUCGGCAUUGGAUGCUACAGGUGCAGCGUAAUGACAUGGGCAAUUCUGCGGAAGCGCGGACUCCGCAUAAUGCACUCACAUCCAGAUGGAAGUCCAGCACCCUACAAGGAUUCGCGAUUCGUCUAUGAUUACAACAAUAGAUUUGUUUUUAUCUCUGAUUAG
Molecule: messenger RNA, 951 nt
Organism: Lutzomyia longipalpis
Lineage: Eukaryota; Metazoa; Arthropoda; Insecta; Diptera; Psychodidae
Exons: 2
Coding region: 1-951 (316 amino acids)
Source: RefSeq, a predicted model, not a curated record